UAUUCCUAGACAAAAUCCUAAAAAGCACUUUGAAGAGGGAAGCAAUCAAAAACUUAAGCAGCCAUCCUUCAACCGAACGUGGAAAUUUUGUAAAUGCAAAAGAGUUACUAUUUGAUUUAGUGUUACGCUCCCCUUCUUUUCACUUCACUUCCGUCUUGGAAUGGAAAAUCCAUUUUCCCGGUAAAACCGCGCAACAGCCCCCACACCCUUUUCCAGAAAAAAAAAAAAAAAAAAGAAUACUAAUAAUAAAUAAAAAUAAACAACCAAAUAAUAGAAAAAAUCCAAAAAUAAAAUAUAGAGAAAAGGAAAAGAAAAAUCACAUCACUUCAUAUUUAUAUCCUAAGAUAACAGACUGAUACACAUUCAUGUUUACAAAUAAAACCUUCAAAGCCAAAACGACAUCUUCUUACCUCUUUUCUCUUCCCUCUCCGGUGUCUCCUCCGCCGCCAUCAAAGUCGGUUCUUACUUUUAAUGACUUUCGAUUGUAUGCGCACACAAAUGGAUAUGACAACAGAAUGAGAAAUCGCCAGCGGCGAUCAUGUCACUGUCGUGCUCCGAUUGCUUCAAUGACCUUCUCUGCAGCGAAGACUCUUCCGAAAUCUUUUCCACCGGUGACUCACCGGAAUACUCGUCGGACCUUGAAUCUCCUGCCGGAACCGUAGAAUCCAUUGCCAGUUUCAUCGAGGACGAGAGGAACUUCGUCCCUGGAUUCGAUUAUUUGUCUCGCUUCCAAUCUCGCUCUCUCGAUGCAUCGGCUCGAGAAGAUUCUGUUGCAUGGAUUCUCAAAGUGCAAACAUAUUAUAGAUUCCAGCCAUUGACCGCGUAUCUCUCCGUCAACUAUUUGGAUCGGUUUCUCUACUCUCGUUCAUUGCCGCAAAGCAAAGGAUGGCCAAUGCAACUCUUAUCUGUUGCUUGCUUGUCAUUAGCAGCUAAAAUGGAGGAACCUCUUGUUCCUUCUCUAUUGGAUCUUCAGGUAGAAGGUGCCAAAUAUAUUUUUGAACCCAGAACAAUCCGGAGGAUGGAACUUCUUGUUCUUAGUGUGUUGGAUUGGCGGCUGCGAUCCGUGACGCCAUUUAGCUUUUUUGGUUUUUUCGCAUGUAAGCUCGACUCGUCUGGUGCUUAUACUGGGUUUCUAAUUUCACGAGCUACAGAAAUCAUUUUAUCAAAUAUGCAAGAAGCGAGCUUUCUCGAGUACUGGCCGUCAAGCAUUGCUGCCGCCGCAAUACUUUGUGCAGCCAACGAAAUACCAAACUUGUCUCUUGUUAAUCCCGAACAUGCUGAAUCAUGGUGUGAUGGGCUAAGCAAAGAAAAAAUCAUCAGCUGUUAUCAGCUAAUGCAAGAUCUUGUGCUUGACAAUAGCCGGAAAACGCUUCCAAAAGUUUUACCAGUGCUUAGAGUAACAAUUCGGGCCAGAAUGAGGUCCAGUGACUCGUCUUCCUUGUCAUCUUCGCCAUCACUAUCGUCAUCAUCUUCAUCAUCGUCAAUAUCUUAUAAAAGGAGAAAGUUAAAUAAUUGCUUAUGGGUGGAUAAUGACAAAGGAAACUCCGAGUAAGGCAAAGGGGGAAAAAAUAAAUAAAAGGAGAACCUAAAGAAAAGAAAAGAGAAAAAAAAAAAAGGAAGAAUAAGGGAAGAAAUUAAAUGGUGGUCCAAAGUUAUUAGAAUCCUCAAAAUAUUUUCUUGGAGGGGAUAAUUGACUCGGGUGAUGUAGAUUAUUUUUUGUAUAUAUAUAUAUAUAUAUAUAUAUGGUGUGAAUUAGAGUUUGGUGAGUUUGAAGAUUUAUUAAUUUCUUUUUUGGUAGUGGGGUUUGCCAUUGAUAAUUAUUAAUGGCAUUGCAGAUUCCCAAGGGAGGGGAUUUGCGUUACCCUUUUAAUAUUUUUGUGUGAGAAAGUUAGGGGAGAGAGAGAGAGAGAGAGAGAGAGAGAGAGAGAGAGAGAGGGGAUAAAGACACUCAUCAAUCUAAAAGCUACUGUUUAAAAAAAUAGUGGAGCGUCCUACAGAGUGUGAAAGAAGUGGCGAUGAAAAUUCAAUGGCAGCACCGAUUAUUGAAUGAAAGGGAAGGGAGGAGAAGGUGGGGCCUUUCAAGAAAAAUUAGCGAUUGAGAAGUUGAGACAUUGAAGCUAAGAGCGUUCUUUGGUUCACCAUUUUGUGAUGGAAAUUCGGAUCUGUUUAUAUUAUAGGUUGAUUUUGAGAGUGGUUUGUGUGCACAUGCUCGAGGCGUGCAUGGCUCACAUGUGUGUAUGUGUGCUUUUUUGGCGGGAAAUUCCUCUUCUAAGUUCUACUGGCCUUCACCUUGGCCUAACCAUACUACUAGACUCCUCACCACGUGACUGGUGGUGGUUACACGUGUGUAGACUUUCUUAAUUAAUUUUCUUUUUAUUUUUUUCCCUUAAUUUUUUGUUUUUACCAAGAGGAGAAACCUCUGACAAGGCCUAAAUUAACAUUGGCCUGACUAAAAUACAAAGGUCUUUGGGGCCUUUCACGCGUGUUUGUAUCUGAUAAUUCUGAUUACUAUAAUAAUCAUCAUCAUAAUAAUCCAAAUAUAUUUCUCUUUUUUA
Molecule: messenger RNA, 2555 nt
Organism: Ricinus communis (castor bean)
Lineage: Eukaryota; Viridiplantae; Streptophyta; Magnoliopsida; Malpighiales; Euphorbiaceae
Product: cyclin-D1-1
Exons: 6
Coding region: 539-1552 (337 amino acids)
Biological process (GO): regulation of cyclin-dependent protein serine/threonine kinase activity; mitotic cell cycle phase transition
Cellular component (GO): nucleus; cyclin-dependent protein kinase holoenzyme complex; cytoplasm
Molecular function (GO): cyclin-dependent protein serine/threonine kinase regulator activity
Source: RefSeq, a predicted model, not a curated record